Molecule: messenger RNA, 1368 nt
Organism: Akanthomyces muscarius
Lineage: Eukaryota; Fungi; Ascomycota; Sordariomycetes; Hypocreales; Cordycipitaceae
Exons: 4
Coding region: 1-1368 (455 amino acids)
Cellular component (GO): membrane
Molecular function (GO): ATP binding
Source: RefSeq, a predicted model, not a curated record
AUGCAGACCGCCAUUGGCUGCGCGAGCCUGGCAGCCGUUGCGCUCCUCGCACGCCAGUGUUUGCGCGCUAGAAGUAGAUCUGGCCAGUCGCAACAUCUGUAUCAAGAUGAAGACGGAACAGCGACGCAAGACUCUGCAGACAAUGUGCUCAGACUUGCUUCAGCCAAGUACUUCAUGAAUGUCGCCGCUGCAGCUGGAAUCGCUACAUCACUCUUAGAUGUCAGCUCUUCUGUCCUCAUGAAACAAAGGAGGUUGCCAGCCGCGGCCGCUUUACGCAUCGGCCUAUGGCUUCUCGUUUCCGUUCAGGCGCUCACGAUUGCAAAUGAGAGUGGUGUACGCGAGCGCUACAAACAAGGUAUCUACGCAGCAGCGUCAGCCGCAAUGCUCGCGCUUUACAUUACCCAACAAGAUGUCAUGACGGAACGCCUGAUCGCCAUCACUUCGACAGAGAGAGCUUGCGCAUUAUCAAUUGCCAUCGCUUGCUUGACCUUGCCUCGACGCCCCGCAGUGUACGAGGACGGCCGCCUAGUCGACCAACAGAAUGGUGCCUCCGUCAUCUCUCUGCUUUCAUUCUCUUGGUAUCCAUUUUACCAGCCCAGCUUUUAUAGUUUCGACAGUUUGAGACUACUCAACGUGCCAAUUACGCCUCUUGCACAGAGAAUCCGAACUGUGCGACGAGAUUUUAUACAAUGCGCCUCUGGUGACAUGCUUUUGUCGCAACUGGCCUGGGCAUGGAGAUCUUCUUUCUCUAUGCAGUGGACUCUCACACUGCUACACAGUAUGUCUCAGUUCUCUGGCCAAUAUCUGCUUCAGCGACUACUUGGCUGCCUGGAGCAGCCUCAUUCUCAGCAGCAGCAUGCCAUGGGAUAUGCUUUGUGCCUGGGCUUGGCUCUAUUGUCUGAAAACAUGUCUGCAGGCUGGAUCACCUGGGUCACCCAAGCAAAGCUUUCCAUUCCGAUGACUGCUUUGCUUAAGGGUCUCUUGUUUGAAGAGAUGACUAAAAAGCAAAGCUCACAGCGGACUAAACCAAAGACUGGAAAAGGCGAGAAUGUGCUCUCUUUGGAAAGUCUUAUGUCAUACGAUUGCGCGUCGGUAUCCCAGGCGUGCGUCUCGACCCAGCACUGUCUCAAGGCUGCCUUUAAACUACUUUUUGACGUGACCUAUCUCAUACAUCUCAUCGGUCCCAAGCACAUCGCCAUUGGCAGCUUAUUUCCUCUCAUAUUAUUUCCCAUCUCAAAGAUGCUUGCCCAUCGGCAUAGACUUGCCAAGGCAGACCUUUCAAGUUUGCACACUGCAUUUUCUACUGAAGUCAGCGCGUCAUCAGAUCCAGAGCCCGUGAACUGGGACAAAUCUGGCACUGCGGGAUAA